UAAUGAACAUUCGUAAAGUUCUGAACCGGCUUGAUAAACCAGAAGGUCUUUACCCUAAUUACCUGAAUCCCAGUAGUGGUCAAUGGGGUCAACAUCACGUCUCUGUUGGAGGACUUGGAGAUAGCUUUUAUGAGUAUUUGCUCAAGGCAUGGUUGAUGUCAGACAAGACAGAUGAAGAAGGCAAGAAAAUGUAUUAUGAUGCUGUUCAGUCCAUUGAAACCCAUCUGAUCCGGAAAUCUAGUGGAGGUCUGACGUACAUUGCUGAGUGGAAGGGUGGCCUGCUCGAACAUAAAAUGGGACAUCUGACCUGUUUUGCUGGAGGCAUGUUUGCACUGGGUGCAGAUGGGGCACCUAAUGAUAAAACUGGGCAUCAUAUUGAACUUGGUGCUGAAAUUGCUCGCACGUGUCAUGAAUCUUAUGAUCGUACAAGUAUGAAACUGGGACCAGAAGCUUUCAGAUUCGAUGGAGGUGUAGAGGCCAUUGCUACAAGGCAAAAUGAGAAAUAUUACAUCUUGCGACCUGAAGUUAUAGAGACCUAUAUGUAUAUGUGGAGAUUCACUCACGAUCCAAAAUACAGGCAGUGGGGAUGGGAAGCAGUAGAGGCACUGGAACAACAUUGCAGAGUAGAUGGUGGCUAUUCUGGAAUUAGAGAUGUUUAUAGCAACCAUCAAAGCCAUGAUGAUGUGCAGCAGAGUUUCUUCCUUUCAGAGACCCUCAAGUAUUUAUACUUACUGUUUUCUGAAGAUGAUCUUCUUCCAUUUGAACAUUGGAUCUUCAACACUGAGGCUCACCCUCUACCAGUUCUUCACAGAGAUGAUGGAAAGAAGGAAGAAAAACACAAAUAAAACAAUGUUAAGUUAAUUUUUGUUUCAUUCCUUAGAAGUUUCUUUCCAGUUUUGGGCACACAAUGCAGUUUUACUUUAAUUCCUGAGAUAUUUUGAGUUUUAAACCAAUUGUUUUGCAGUCUGUUAUAUUUGCCAGUAAAUAUUUAUGAAUGGACCUAAAUUCAUUCCAACAAAACUUUUAAUCUUAUUUUUCCAGCUGAACCACCUUUUUUUUUCUUUUUUUUUUUUUUUUUAAGAAAUCUGACGUCUCUAGAUUUCAUUAAGCUGCAGUGUCAUCUUUGCCAAAUAGAAUAGAGGGGUCUGCAUGUUACUUGUUUCCUAUUAUACUUUUGAUUUGACUGCAAAAUUCUUUCCUCCUCUGUGAGGAGAUGUCUGCUUUAAGCUGUAAUAUUUUGCCAUGUUGCAAAAAGCCAUAAAGAAUUAAGUGUAAAGAGCUUUUUUUCGUUCUAUGUUAAUUUUUUUUUGUCUGUCAUCUGAGACGAAUCUUGUAACUGUGACAGCCUCUUCUUAUGCGGGUCUAUCGAUUGGUAAAAUAUCUUCUGAAAUUUUUAAUCAAUGACGUCUACGUAGGAAUAGUUUCAUCUCAUGCGGACACAAUUCUGUUUAAAACUGCAGUGUACUUUGAACUGAACCUAAACAUUUUUACAAAUCCAUUACAUUAGUUGGACAGAUCCUAAGUUUUAUUAAAACUCACCUUUUUGUUUUGUUUAGAAUAUCACUGCAAACUGAAUUUUCUUCCAUUUUCUAACUAGAGUUACUAUCGCUUCUAUAAUCAGCUUGGUGUGAGCAAAAUAAACAAUUUGAAAAACUGGCAUUAUUGAAUUAUUAAAAAGGGAAUUGUAUCUUAUUUAUAGCUGUUUACGUAAUCUGUUAGCUUUUUCAUUUGACCGGAUAUGUGAGAUAAAUGAGAUGUUAUGAAAUUCUUUCUAAAGUUAGGCUGCGAAUUAUGCCAAUCAGAGAAUGAGAGAUGAUUUUUUUAAUCUGCUGUGGUCUUACUUUUCAACAAUUCCAUUUGGUUUACAUUGUGAACUAAGACAGUCAGCUGGAACAAAGUAGUUUAAUAUAGAUUAUCAGAACAGGAGUUCUGAAGAGCUCAAAGGAAACUUAGCUUCUUUAAAAAAAAAAAAAAAAAAGUAUUGUUUGCGUUGGAAGAUGGAAAUUGACCGGCAUACAAUUAGUACAUUUUGGAAGCCCAGAACAAGAAUGACCAAAGUUAUAGAAAUAAAACAUGUUUAAAAAUAUUCUUCAGACAUAAGGCCUAGAUUAUCAAGAAAAGUUACUUUUAAUGGAAUCACCAAAGGGAGAAAUCAGGCACAAUUCCUUUUCUAUUGAGAUUUAUUUUGGAAUAGUUUACAUGAGUAAUUCAUAUGGAUAUUAGGAACUUAACUUUUGAUAUGCAGACGGGAUAACUGUACUGUAUGUUCAGAGUUGGGUGUGACCACUGGCUUCCCAGCACAAAAAAGUACAUUAUUAGGUGGUGUGACUGCAAAGAAACCAACAUGGUUCAGAACAGUAAUUCUCAAUUUUCUUUUAAAUAAGUGCAUGUGAUGACUCAAAUAUCCUGCUUAGUCAUUUAGGCACUAUGGUUCCACAGCCGUAAUUAGGUAUAGAUCUUCUUUCACAAAAGAACAAGACCUCCUCCCCGCCCCUUAGUGCUGGAAGUGCUGUAAUAUAGGUUUUUCAGGUAAAAAUUAGGGACAAAGGAAACUUAUUACCAUUAUGUCCUGCAUUUUGGAGCAAAGCCAAAUAACUUCCUCUGCAGAUGCAGAGGGCCCUUUGCAGCCACACAUGUUGUUCAACUGGAUACAGAAAUGGGUGUGUAUCCCACGCAAUCUGCCUGGGUGAAGGCAAGGCUGAAGGAUCCACUGCUAUGCUGCUAUCCUCCCCCUUUGGGGUUUGGUGAGAACAUAAAGCCUUUGUGAGGCUAUGCAUCAUUGGGCUGAGUCUGCAGAGAGGACCUGCUGGGGGUCACAUAACUUAAGUGUGAAGGGUCCUGUGCCACACACACAUUUGCCUAGUGCCCUGCCUGGCUGCUCUUAAUCAGUGCUGAGCUCAGGAUUUGAGCCUUUGUUAUCCAUAUGUCUUUGUUCAUUUAACAAUUAUCAGUGACAAGGUAGUCACAUUUUUAGGUAUCUUGUAUUUGAUAAUCCUGGCUCCAUUAAAAUGCAUGGUAAAUCUCUCAUUGACUUCAGGGGCCAGGAUUUGUAUCUCUUGAGGAUAAUAUUAACUGUGUCAUCCUUUUCAUUAUGAAAUUCCCCAAUAUAAUACAAGAUGUUUUUAAAAGGAAUCUAAUUUUGGAGUAAAAACUAAUUUUUUCACUCCUUUCCACUCAAAAAUAAAAUGGCAAUAUUGAAUUUUUAUCCAAUUACUUUUAGUCCGUAAACAUCUUAUGCUGCAUGCUGUGUAAUUUUUGUGUGCACGCUUCUGUGGGGCCUCAUUUCUUUUAGUCAGAUAAUAAAACCAAUAAAAUCGGAAACACAGUUUUUGGAGACAUAUCUUUUGUUAACCUGGUUUUUACAUUUUCCUGAUCAGAGUCUCAAGAUCACACUCUUAGGGGGGAAAUUUAUUGUACAUACAAAUUUCCCUUACUCCCAGCAAAUAAAGGUAAAGAAUGCAAAAUGGUGAUAUAAAUUGGGAUUUAAGUAUUUAGAUGUAAAUUUCAUGUUGAUUUCCCUGGAAUACAGACAUUUUGAAGAGUAUAAUUUUUCUGGUUUGGGAGUUAUCAUUUGAAAGAGCACAAAGUUGAUACGUGAUUCUGUUACUAACAAUGUAUUUGGUAUUCAGGUGUACAAACUGCACUGUACUGUACCUUUUGUAAACUAUGUAAGUAGACAAAAAGAUUGUACAACAUGUAGAAUCUGCCAGCUGUAAGAAUACCCUAUUUUGUAAGUUCAGGAAUAUUGAUUUUUUUUAAAAAGAACCCCAAAACUCCAAAGCGUGAAAUGUUCUAGUGAUCACCAUUUAAUCAGUCAGCUUUUACCAACUGUUAGCACACAGCUAAUAUGGUAUUUUCCUAGUACUUACAAUAUGAAAUUAACUGUGUGGAAACUGCUGAUUUGAAGACCUCUGUAUAUGUAAUUGAUAAUUCAUAUGGAAGAGAAACUGCUGAAUUUGAAAAAAUGUAAACAGUGUAUUAAAUACCUUUGUGAAGACAUUGCCUAAACUCUCAUUCCUUUUCAGCAUAUAACAGUUCAGUUAAGUUUACAUGUUAAAUUCUAAAUGGUGAAUAAUUUAAAUGGCACUUAAAUUAAGUUGCAGAAACAACAAUUGUUUUGAUUGUUUGUGUAAUUAAUAUUGCAUAUGUUUGUUGUCUGACAGUUCUACAAUACCCAAUGACUCUCUAUUUCUAUGGUGACUUCAUCAUAUGUAUUAUCCAUUUCUAUCCAUUAAAUUGUUUUUGAUUUGUACAUAUUCCAUUUAGUCUUUUCCACCUUUAUAUAAAUCUCUGAUGUAAUGAGAUACAUAACAGAUCAAGAUGCUUAAUUUUUAAGAACUAUAUUUGUAAAAAUUUCUCUAUUGUGAAUAAAGUCUUUUAAUA
Gopherus evgoodei (Goodes thornscrub tortoise) is the source of this 4383-nucleotide messenger RNA. Its product is annotated as mannosyl-oligosaccharide 1,2-alpha-mannosidase IA-like. The record is from RefSeq and is a predicted model, not a curated record. The coding region runs from base 3 to 845 and encodes 280 amino acids. Gene Ontology annotation, biological process: carbohydrate metabolic process; N-glycan processing. NCBI's taxonomy places the organism in Eukaryota, Metazoa, Chordata, Testudines, Testudinidae. Gene Ontology annotation, cellular component: Golgi membrane; endoplasmic reticulum; extracellular exosome. The transcript has 6 exons. Gene Ontology annotation, molecular function: calcium ion binding; mannosyl-oligosaccharide 1,2-alpha-mannosidase activity.